This is a messenger RNA of Coregonus clupeaformis (lake whitefish), 3910 nucleotides long. RefSeq names its product REV1 DNA directed polymerase (gene rev1). The record is from RefSeq and is a predicted model, not a curated record. The transcript has 15 exons. The coding region runs from base 159 to 2447 and encodes 762 amino acids. Gene Ontology annotation, cellular component: nucleus. Lineage: Eukaryota; Metazoa; Chordata; Actinopteri; Salmoniformes; Salmonidae. Gene Ontology annotation, biological process: error-prone translesion synthesis; error-free translesion synthesis. Gene Ontology annotation, molecular function: deoxycytidyl transferase activity; damaged DNA binding; DNA-directed DNA polymerase activity.
CAGACCUCAAAGGGAAGACUGUAGCGGUGACCAGUAACCGUGGUCCAGGCAGGGUGGUCCAGAGGCCUGGUGUUGACCGCCAGCCGGAGCUGCAGUACUACCAGAAGAAAUACUCCUAUCCAGCUGUGUCAGAGAGGAAAUAUGGGGACCUGGAGGAAAUGACAUCAUCAGAGACGGAGAGUCACAUCUCCCACGGCAACAGUGUUGACCAGGAUACUGCUGCCCUCUCGAUGGCUGAGAUCGCCUCCUGUAGCUAUGAGGCCAGGCAGGCAGGGGUGAGGAACGGGAUGUUUUUUGGCCAGGCCAAGCAGCUGUGUCCCUCCCUGCAGUCUGUCCCUUAUGACUUCCAGGCCUACAAGGAGGUGGCCCUGGCCAUGUACGAGACCCUCGCCAGUUAUUCUCACGACAUCGAGGCCCUGAGUUGUGAUGAGGCGUUGGUGGAUAGCUCCGCCCUGCUGGCUGAGUUGAGUGUUACACCAGACGAGCUGGCCAGUGCCAUCCGGGCAGACGUCAGGGAGAGGACUGGGUGCUCCGCCUCAGUGGGCAUGGGGUCCAACAUCCUGUUGGCGAGGAUGGCUACCCGAAAGGCUAAGCCCAACGGACAGUACCUCCUGAGGUCAGAGGAAGUGGAUGACUUCAUCAGGGACCAGACAGUGACCAGCCUACCAGGUGUGGGCCGUUCUAUGGGUGGUAAGCUGGCAUCUCUGGGUGUGAGGUCUUGUGGGGACCUGCAGCAGGUGUCUCUGCAGCAGCUACAGAAGGAGUUUGGCCCGCGCACCGGUCAGACCCUCUUCAGGUUCUGCCGAGGUCUGGACGACCGGCCCGUCCGCAGCGAGAAGGAGAGGAAGUCUGUCUCGGCCGAGAUGAACUACAACAUCCGCUUCACACAGGUGGACGAGGUGGAGUCGUUCCUGACCAACCUGGCCAUGGAGGUGCAGAAGCGUCUGCAGGGGGCGGGGCUUAGGGGUCGCAGGGUGACCCUGAAAGUCAUGGUCCGUAAGGCAGCGGCCCCGGUGGAGCCAUCCAAGUACGGUGGUCAUGGCAUCUGUGACAAUCUGGCCAGGUCAGUGACCCUGGCACAGCUUACAGACAGUGGUCAUCUGAUAGCCAGUGAGGUCAUCAAGCUGUUCCACACAAUGAGGCUGGAGGUGCAGGACCUGAGGGGGGUGGGCCUCCAGGUGCAGCUCCUUGAGGGGGCCCGCUCCACCCCCCAGGACCCCUCGGGCCCUAGAACGCGCUCCGUCAGAGACAUGCUGCUGGCUGAGUGCCCCCCUGCCCAACAUAACCACACAGAUUCGCUACUUAAUACCCCCAUUACUGACACAUGCAUCAGUCAAGAAAAUAGUUCCUCUGCCAGAGUCCUGCCCUCCUUCUCCACUCCCUGCCCUACAUCGCCUGCUGAGCCAAUCCCAGGGACGAGUAAAGGAGAGCCGCCACCCACUACACACACACCUAACCAUGUUGGUACAUGCCUAAGCCUCAGCAUCGAGGUCCCCCCUCCCUCCCAGGUGGACCGGUCAGUGUUGGAGGCCUUGCCUGCAGAGUUGAGAGAACAGGUGGAGCGCUCCUGGACCCACAGAGACACAGAGAGAACCCACAACAGGUCACACCACCACCCCCUUAGCCCCUCUUCUCCUCUCUCUCCCCGUUCAUCUUCCCCUCUACCCUCCUCUCCUCCUCCCCCCGCUGCCCCUCCUGUAGGAACACUGGUGCUUCAGAUCCCCAACCAGCCUGGACAGACCGGCUCCACAGGCAUCAUACUGGAACUGCCUGACUUCUCCCAGGUUGACCCAGAGGUGUUUGCAGCACUCCCCAGAGAGCUCCAAGAGGAGCUGCAUUCAGCGUACGGCCGCAGAGAGAACGCCCAGGCCCAGGGAAUCAUGGCAGAUCAGAGGAACCCCCUGUUGCAUCUGAAGCAGGUGGGGGUGGGUCGGAUGAAGCGCCGCUACAAGAAGAAUGCCAACGCCAGCCCUGCCAAGAAAGGCCCCUCCCCUCUAAAGAGGCCCCGCCCACCAGGAAACAGCCCGGCCAAAGCCCUACCACACGCACUCAGAUCCAGGGACGUACCCAAUGGCCUCAAGCUGGAGAAUGGACCUUCCACCUCCUCUCUAAAGCAGGACGACCCAGAGACUCUGUCCAAGUUCACCCCUCGCCCUGAACCCACCCUGGCUGGAGCCUGUGAUUUUACGGACAUCCGAACACUCCUCAGAGAAUGGGUCACUACCAUCUCAGACCCCAUGGAGGAGGACAUUCUGCAGGUAGUCAAGUACUGCACUGAUCUGAUCGACGACAAAGACCUAGAGAAACUUGACCUGAUCAUCAAGUAUAUGAAGAGGUUGAUGCAGCAGUCUGUGGAGUCUGUAUGGAGCAUGGCCUUUGACUUCAUCCUGGACAACGUGCAGAUGGUGGUACAGCAGACUUACGGCAGCACACUGAAGAUCACAUAGGAGAGGGCACCACUCUGAAGAUCACAUAGGAGAGGGCACCACUCUGAAGAUCACAUAGGAGAGGGAAGCACUCUGAAGAUCACAUAGGAGAGGGCAGCACUCUGAAGUUCACAUAGGAGAGGGCAGCACUCUGAAGAUCACGUAGGAGAGGGCAGCACUCUGAAGAUCACAUAGGAGAGGGCACCACUCUGAAGAUCACAUAGGAGAGGGCACCACUCUGAAAAUCACAUAGGAGAGGGAAGCACUCUGAAGAUCACAUAGGAGAGGGCAGCACUCUGAAGUUCACAUAGGAGAGGGCAGCACUCUGAAGUUCACAUAGGAGAGGGCACCACUCUGAAGAUCACAUAGGAGAGGGCAGCACUCUGAAGAUCACAUAGGAGAGGGCAGCACUCUGAAGAUCAUAGGAGAGGGCAGCACUCUGAAAAUCACAUAGGAGAGGGCAGCACUCUGAAGAUCAUAGGAGAGGGCAGCACUCUGAAGAUCACGUAGGAGAGGGCACCACUCUGAAGAUCACAUAGGAGAGGGCAGCACUCUGAAGAUUACAUAGGAGAGGGCAGCACUCUGAAGAUCAUAGGAGAGGGCAGCACUCUGAAAAUCACGUAGGAGAGGGCACCACUCUGAAGAUCACGUAGGAGAGGGCACCACUCUGAAGAUCACGUAGGAGAGGGCACCACUCUGAAGAUCACGUAGGAGAGGGCACCACUCUGAAGAUCACGUAGGAGAGGGCAGCACUCUGAAGAUCACAUAGGAGAGGGCAGCACUCUGAAGAUCACAUAGGAGAGGGCAGCACUCUGAAGAUCACGUAGGAGAGGGCAGCACUCUGAAGAUCACGUAGGAGAGGGCAGCACUCUGAAGAUCACGUAGGAGAGGGCACCACUCUGAAGAUCACGUAGGAGAGGGCAGCACUCUGAAGAUCACGUAGGAGAGGGCAGCACUCUGAAGAUCACGUAGGAGAGGGCAGCACUCUGAAGAUCACGUAGGAGAGGGCAGCACUCUGAAGAUCACAUUGGAAAGGGCAGCACUCUGAAGGUCACAUAGGAGAGGGCACCACUCUGAAGAUCACAUAGGAGAGGGCAGCACUCUGAAGAUCACGUAGGAGAGGGCAGCACUCUGAAGAUCACGUAGGAGAGGGCAGCACUCUGAAGAUCACGUAGGAGAGGGCACCACUCUGAAGAUCACGUAGGAGAGGGCAGCACUCUGAAGAUCACAUAGGAGAGGGCAGCACUCUGAAGAUCACAUAGGAGAGGGCAGCACUCUGAAGAUCACGUAGGAGAGGGCAGCACUCUGAAGAUCACGUAGGAGAGGGCAGCACUCUGAAGAUCACGUAGGAGAGGGCACCACUCUGAAGAUCACGUAGGAGAGGGCAGCACUCUGAAGAUCACGUAGGAGAGGGCAGCACUCUGAAGAUCACGUAGGAGAGGGCAGCACUCUGAAGAUCACGUAGGAGAGGGCACCACUCUGAA